GGGAAGAGAAGAGGCACUUCGCGUUUCAGGCGCUCGGCUGAGUCACACAAGUGUAUAAAAUCCAGGCCAGGCAACCGGAGCCCGGCAGAGUGGAGACACGAGGCAUCAGGGCUCCUGGGCAGAUCUUGCAAGUUAAUUGCAAGCCACUUCGGAGAAGGAUGUUUUCACCCUUGCUCAUCCUCUCUCUGUUGGUGGGGAACACAGCAUCUUCGGGCCCGGUGAGCAGAGCAGAGCCUGCAGUAUCCAGAGAUGUCACCACCUUUUUCCAGCUGGCUCAAGAAGCCUUUUGGGAGAACGUUAAUCUCACCAGCAUGUCCUGCGAGGAUCGGAAGAACAGGACCUGGGUCACCCUGCAGCUGACCAACAGCAGCCUGACAGCUUUCCCCAUGUGCCUUCCAGAGGCCCUGGAGACCUUGGACCUCAGCAACAACCUCUUGGAAGAGGUGAAUGCCAUGGAGGUGGCAAACCUCAUACGGCUGCGCAUCCUCUCUCUGAGGCAGAACCAUCUCCGUGCAGUUAGAUGGGGAUCUGAAGCCCUCAGCAGUCUCCUCUCCCUGGAUUUAAGCUUUAAUAAGCUGUCAUCUGUGCCAUCAUGCCACAGCUCUGCCCUGCCUAAUUUGAGGUGGUUGUCCCUGGCUGGAAAUCCACUGAUGGAAAUCCAGCCGAUGGCUUUUUCCUGUUACCCUCAGCUACAGUUCCUGAACCUCUCCAGAACUCUGCUUGGGAAGGAUGACAGCAGAGGAAUUAGGGAAUCUGCUUUUGCCAUCAGCACAUCUCCCAGUGAGGCCAUCAACAGGCCUGGAAACACCAUCAACAUGCUUGAUCUGAGCGGGACUUUCCUUGAGAAGAUUCAACCAGAAUGGACCAGAGACUUGCCCAACCUCAGAUCACUUCACCUGACAAAGAUGUCACGAUUAAGGAGCCUUGAUACUGACUUCUUCAAGUCUAUGCCUGACCUGCGAGAGCUAAACUGUCAAGAUUCCCACUCACUGGCGUUCGUGAGGACAGAGAUGUUUGGCAGCACUCCCCAUCUGAGCCAGCUCUCAUUUGAGAACUGUAACCUGAGUUCCUUUAAUCCUUGGAAUACCAAUUCAUCGGAUAGCAUCAUCAUAAACUUGUAUGGAAACCCUCUGCUCUGUGACUGCCAGCUCUCCUGGCUGCUCUCCAAGCCUGAGAAAGUUGUGCUGCAAAAGGCUUCGGAGACUUUUUGCAGCACAUCCCAGGAAGACUGGGACAGACCCUCAACAUCUUUUACACUGCCAGAGCUCUAUGAUAAAUGCCAGUCCGUGGAAAACGUUACGCUGCCCAAUUCCAACACCUCCUUCCCUGAACACGGUGUUUUCAUCCUUAACAGUUACAAUGACACUACUGUAGUGACAACAGCAGAUGCUGCUCCACUAACCAAAGACACUUAUACCAGCUCCCCCAUUCAGAGGAAUGUAACAAGUACGACAGAAGCCAACCCAACUGGGCUCAUGCUGGCAAAGGCAAACAGUUCCCCCCACCAAGAGGAAGUAGUUUCUGCAUCCACAAGCCGCCCCCCUUCCUUUGCCUCCAUAACCACCUCCCCAGCUUUUCUCCAAGAAUUCCACAGUCAAUCCUCAGAUCAUGGCUCCACGACUCAAACUGAAACAGAUCAGCUAAAGAGAGAGCUUAGAACAACCGAAGUGACGUCUCACCAGGAAGGUCCUUCCAGCCAGCCCACUAAUGAUUAUUCUGCUAAAGCAACAGCAAACCCUAAUGCCACUGACCACUAUAUCCACCUCUUUGCCACUCACACUGAGGGAGCUACUCCACGACCCAGCCUGCCACAGCUGAACUCCACAAGGACCAGCGCUCAGCCAGAGCCAACAUCCACCAGAUCACUGAUACACUACGUGGAUGACUACGAUUACAGUGAUCACCCAUCAGAAACCCCGGAGCAAGUGGCGUAUGUUGCCUGCGACUACAACCCUUGCAGACAUCUUCAGAAGCCAUGCAGUGAACUUCAGAGCGUAUCCCAGUGUUUAUGCCCUGGCAUGUCAAGAGAAGAUGAGGUUCCAGAUCCACCGAGGCUCAGGGAGGUGUCUGAAGUCACAGACAGCUCCGCACAGAUACGCUGGUGCGCCCCAAAUUCGGUUGUUCAUACCUAUGAGCUGAUGCUUCAUGUCCAAGGCAACGAGGACAGACAGCUCGUCCUGGACAAUAUUUAUUCCACAGCAAGGCAGCACACGCUGUAUAAUCUAUCACCAUAUACCACUUACCACAUCUGCGUGGCUGCUUCAAACAAGGCUGGGUCAAGCCAGACGGGAAGUCAGGGAAUUCCAGGGAAUUCAUGCACCAGAUUUAAAACAAAACCCAGCUACAAGUCUGUCUUUGCUGUGCUAUCUGCAGCAAGCGGACUCUUUCUCAUUUCCACGGUUGUUUUGUCUCUGUGCCUGUGCAAGGCAUGUAAAAAGCCUCAUAGUGAGCAAUAUGGUACACACUUAGUCUCUUAUAAGAAUCCAGCAUUUGAUUAUCCAUUAAAACUACAAACUACUAAUUAAGCCUAGGUGAUUGUUCUAUGCAUUCAAAGCUCACUGUCCUGUCACCUUGGUGUGUUUUCCUGAGACUCUUAAAAUGUCCUUCAGCAAAAUUAUGAAACACCAGACUUCAUUGCCUUCAUGUUUCUAGAGGAGAGAAAACACACAAAAAAAGAAAAAAAAAUAGUGAAGGUAGCCAAACUGAAAAAAGCCUUUAGACUCUCUUUUGUGUGCUAAGCAGCAGUAAAGCUGGAUACUAACCUUGGAAAGUUGUUUUUAUAAUCACCUACAAAAAUAAUAGUGUGCAGUUCACACAGUGAGAGGCUGCCUUGCCAGAUGUCUGCCUCCAGCAUCUCUCAUGGAUACAGUCAGCCCAGAGCCAUUAAUCCAAGACCCAUCUAACUAAGCAAGACAGACACAGCUUUAAUUCGCAUAAGCAGAAAUGGGUUUUCAAUUCCUUCUAGUGUCUGUAGAAAGGUGAUACCAAUAAAGAGAGCACCACUGGAAGGGGUGAGAGAAAGGUCCAGAGCUAACACCAGGAAAUAAUGGGUGACUGCAACUGCUCAGCAAUUUCAGAGCAGGAAAAAGAAACACGGGGCUCGACUGUAAAAAAAAGGAGAGAAAGUGCAGGAUCCUUAGGGUGGGGAUAAUUGUUUUGUUCUGACUUGGCAUGAUCUUUUUCCACAACUGAGGCUUCCAAGUGCUACACCAAUACCAAUUUACAGGCAGAGAGGAGUUUGCAGCAGAGCAGUAACCCACAGGAGGAGGGAAGCACAUUAGCAUUUGCUUCACGAUUGAUUUUUAAGCAGAGAUGAUUGCUCAGUCCCAUCUACAGAUUUAGCAGGCUCGUCAUUUACCUCAUACAGGGGUAAAGAGCUAAGUGAAGAAACAGCCUAAUGCUUAUGUUGCUGAGAGUUGAAAAUCUCAAAUCCCAUCCACUAGGAGCAAAUGUAUGCAGAUAUUUUUCAAAUGUACUUUAUGACAUUAAUUUCUGCUAUAAAAUAAUAAUAGAUGCUUGGAAUCCCAGUUCUUCAGCAGCUUAAGAGCUUAGAGCAUCUUCAAAGAGAUGGUUGUUUUAUAAGAGGUAUUGGUCCAAAAUACUUCCUAUUCAGAGACCAGGAGGUUUAUGUUCCUGAACCUGCAUGUUUCUGCUGCUGCAUACUGCUGUAUAGAUACAAGAUGUAAAAUCCCCCAGAUCUCAGCAAAUGAAAGGUGCUAUACAGUGUAAAAGAGUCUCUGUUCUGUCCAUAUUUUUUAAUGCUUCCAGUAUUAAUGGAAAUAAAAGCUACAGUGUUGAA
Calypte anna (Anna's hummingbird) is the source of this 3799-nucleotide messenger RNA. It is a transcript of the gene LRRN4, whose product is annotated as leucine rich repeat neuronal 4. The coding region runs from base 159 to 2525 and encodes 788 amino acids. The record is from RefSeq and is a predicted model, not a curated record. Lineage: Eukaryota; Metazoa; Chordata; Aves; Apodiformes; Trochilidae. Gene Ontology annotation, molecular function: protein binding. The transcript has 5 exons.